AUGCUUCCCCUUGGUGACGUUAUCCGCGGCUUCGGAAUUAGUUUCCAUUGCUAUGCGGAUGACACCCAGCUCUACAUUCCUGUAGAUUCCGGGGAUUCUGCCCAGAUUCAAACGGUUGAGUCCUGUUUGGCUGCUGUGAAGGGCUGGAUGUCACAAAACUUCCUACAGCUUAAUACUGGGAAGACAGAGCUGAUGAUUAUCGGCUCGAAGCGGGACCGGGAAAAGUUUGAGGAUGUCUCUCUGUGGUUGGAUGGCUUCGCCAUCCCACAGAGUGCAUCCGUCAGAAAUCUUGGUGUCUUGUUUGACCCUCAACUAUGCUUUGAUCAGCAUAUAAGAAGUAUAACUAGAAUUGCCUUUUUCCAUUUGAGAAACAUUGCAAGAAUCAGAUCAAUGUUAUCUGUAGUGGAUGCAGAGACACUGAUUCAUGCGUUUGUCUCGUCAAGACUGGACUAUUGCAAUGCACUGUUCUCGGGAUUACCGAACUCUACUACAAAGAGUCUACAGCUGGUACACAAUGCGGCAGCUAGAUUGCUGACCAGAACGAGAAAGUUUGAUCAUAUUACACCUAUUCUCGCCUCUUUACAUUGGCUACCAAUAACUUUCAGAGCAGACUUUAAGGUGCUAUUGCUAACCUAUAAAGCCUUGCCUGGACUAUCUCCAUUGUACCUGAAGGACCUGAUUAUUCCUUAUAGUCCUUCUCGGUCUCUCCGGUCUUCGGGAGACGGCCUUCUUUCAUUGCCGAAGGUUAAAAAGAAAUCGGCUGGACAGAGAGCAUUUGCCUAUCGAGCCCCCUUUUUAUGGAAUAGGCUGCCAUCAGUGAUCAGGGAAGCUGACUCUGUGGAGCUAUUCAAAGGGAAGCUCAAAACGCACCUCUACAAUCUUGCAUUUGGAGUGUGAAAACAACAGAUGCGUAGUGAAGACUACUCUGUUUGCUUGUGCUUUUCUUAUUACAUUAUACAUUCCCACUAUGUACUUUUCCGUUCUAAUUCACUAUUCUGUCAGUUGUAGCGUGCUGCGGGUGCUGGACUGGAUGCCUGGACUCUCCUCAUGGAUAACCGGCCAGAACCCCAUCACCAUUUUAAUAUGAUGUACAUGUAUUUACCUGUAUGCCAUUUGUGGCACCCAUUGCACUCCUGACCAUCCCUGGAAGAAGGGAUCCCCUACACUGCGUUUCUUCUCAAGAUUUCUUCCUUGCUGAUUCAAGGGAGUUUU
Gadus chalcogrammus (walleye pollock) is the source of this 1212-nucleotide messenger RNA. RefSeq lists its product as uncharacterized. The transcript has a single exon. Lineage: Eukaryota; Metazoa; Chordata; Actinopteri; Gadiformes; Gadidae. The annotation marks the transcript as partial. The record is from RefSeq and is a predicted model, not a curated record.